Molecule: messenger RNA, 710 nt
Organism: Notothenia coriiceps (black rockcod)
Lineage: Eukaryota; Metazoa; Chordata; Actinopteri; Perciformes; Nototheniidae
Product: CD151 antigen-like
Exons: 4
Cellular component (GO): membrane
Molecular function (GO): protein binding
Source: RefSeq, a predicted model, not a curated record
AGAAAAAACACCCAGAAACACGCAAGGUAGCCCGGGGUGGAGUCAGCAGCCUCAGUCCUUGAGCUCACUGUGAUUUCUCUGGCCUCCAGAUACACACGGCCAUCCGAGAGACCUUUAUCAGAGUAAAAAGUGUAUUGGAAACAGAAGACCUUUAGGAGUAUUUCCUAAACAUUUAAUCGCUUUAUUCUACGGAAGAUCACAGAAACGGCAGCAUGGGGGUCUAUGAGGAGAAGAAGGAAACAUGUGGAACCAUCUGCCUGAAAUACCUCCUGUUUGCCUUCAACUUUCUCUUUUGGCUGGCAGGUGGCGUAGUGAUGGCGGUGGGUGUUUGGACCUUGCUUGAGAAGAGCGACUACAUCAGCCUCCUCUCCUCCAAGACCUACGCUGCCUCCGCCUACAUACUGGUCCUGGCUGGAGCCAUCGUCAUGGUAACAGGCGUGCUGGGCUGCUGUGCCACCUUCAAGGAGCAGAGGAGGCUACUGCGAGUGGAUCGUAUCGGUCGUCCGUCAGAAACCGGUAUUAUUGGAAUUGUAGACCCAGAGUGCCGUAUGAUUGGCCUGCGGCUGUAUGACGGGUUGUUCAAGGUGAUCCCAUUGGACCGGGACAACCGUGAGCUCAAGGCCUUCAACAUCAGACUGGAGGAGCUGCAGGUCAUCGAUGUUCACUUCCUGUACGGCUGCCAGGCCCCCACCGUCUGCUUCAUCUACCAG